GCCCUCAUCCCUCCAUAAGUACCCCCUCUGCCUCCCUCGCUCUUUUCAUUCACUGCAACCCUAAAUUCCCAUUUGCUUCUUCUCUUACACCCAUCAAACAUCCAUGGCUUCUCUUUCCCUCCUCUGCUGCAUUUCCAUUGCUUCUUUCUCCUCCCUCUUCCUCCUCUCUCACGCUAGAAUUCCCGGCGUCUACUCCGCCGGUGCCUGGCAGGACGCCCACGCCACAUUCUACGGCGGCAGUGAUGCCUCCGGAACCAUGGGUGGUUCUUGUGGGUAUGGGAAUCUCUACAGCCAGGGGUAUGGCGUUAACACUGCCGCUCUGAGUACUGCUCUCUACAACAAUGGACUCAGAUGUGGUGCUUGCUUUGAGAUCAAGUGCGCUAACGAUCCCCAAUGGUGCCAUCCCGGUAGCCCUUCUAUAUUCAUUACGGCUACCAAUUUUUGUCCCCCCAAUUACGCCCUUCCUAGUGACAAUGGCGGCUGGUGUAACCCUCCUCGCACCCAUUUCGAUCUCGCUAUGCCUAUGUUCCUAAAAAUCGCCGAGUACCGCGCCGGAAUCGUUCCCGUCUCUUACCGCCGGGUGCCAUGUAGGAAACAAGGGGGAAUCAGGUUCACAAUCAACGGUUUCCGUUACUUUAACUUGGUAUUGAUCACCAACGUCGCGGGUGCAGGGAAUAUCGUGAGGGUUAGCGUGAAAGGAUCAAACACGGGUUGGAUGAGCAUGAGCCAUAACUGGGGGCAAAAUUGGCAAUCCAACGUCGUUUUAGUGGGCCAGUCCCUGUCCUUCCGCGUCACCGGCAGUGACCGUCGUACCUCAACUUCAUUGAACGUGGUGCCUUCUAAUUGGCAGUUCGGUCAGACAUUCACGGGAAAGAAUUUCCGCGUUUGAAAUUCCCUCCCCUCCUCUUUUUAUCUCUUUUUUUGAAAAUUUUCCCUUUUAUUUACCGGGAAAAUUUUGGAGUUGGGAGAGGUAAAAGUAAAACUCCACAGUAGGACGGUCAAAAUGGGUCUUUAUAGGGUUAAAAAAAAGGUCAGUAGUUAAAGGCGUGUCUAGUUUUGCAUCGUAGAUCUUGGAAAAGUUACCCGUGGUGUGGUAACUUCUUACAUUUUUACAUUGUUUUGGGUUAGGGUGUGUGGUUUUAUAUAUGAAGUAGCGGUGGUGGUUUUGAAAAUUACCGCGGUUGAAAAUAGUGUAGGGGGAGAGGCUGAAGAGGCUGCAAUGGUAAAAUGUGUAGCCCGCAGCAUUUUACUGCUACAUACACUAAAAAGUUGUUAUGUU
Molecule: messenger RNA, 1279 nt
Organism: Cucurbita maxima (winter squash)
Lineage: Eukaryota; Viridiplantae; Streptophyta; Magnoliopsida; Cucurbitales; Cucurbitaceae
Product: expansin-A4-like
Exons: 3
Coding region: 104-889 (261 amino acids)
Biological process (GO): plant-type cell wall organization
Cellular component (GO): extracellular region
Source: RefSeq, a predicted model, not a curated record